This is a messenger RNA of Achroia grisella, 638 nucleotides long. It is a transcript of the gene ogre, whose product is annotated as innexin inx1-like. The annotation marks the transcript as partial. The record is from RefSeq and is a predicted model, not a curated record. NCBI's taxonomy places the organism in Eukaryota, Metazoa, Arthropoda, Insecta, Lepidoptera, Pyralidae. Gene Ontology annotation, cellular component: gap junction; plasma membrane. Gene Ontology annotation, molecular function: gap junction channel activity. The transcript has 3 exons.
UUGAAGAAGACAAUAAUCGAAUACAUUCCGAAGACUCAAAUAUCAAUUAAAACAAGACUGAAUUAGAUUAUUAAGGAAUCCAUUCCAAAAGAUGUUGACUGAAUGAGGAAUAUUGACAACACAAGAUGUUCAAGCUUUUGGGAGGUUUAAGCGUAUAUUUCAAAUACCAGCCCAUCAGGACUGACAAUGCUGUCUUCAGGCUACACAAUAUCUUCACGACGGUGUUACUGCUGACAUGUUCGAUAAUUAUAACAGCAACUCAAUAUGUUGGGAAGCCGAUUCAGUGCAUCGUCAGCGGGCUCCCGGUGGAUGUGGUCAACACUUUCUGUUGGAUCACAUCGACGUUUACAAUGCCUGAUGCAUUUACCAGAGAGGUGGGAAAAGAAGUAGCACAUCCCGGAGUUGCAAACGAAUACGACAGUACGCAAGAGAAGAAAUACUACACAUACUACCAGUGGGUCUGCUUCGUACUCUUCUUUCAGGCAAUAAUGUGCUACACACCUAAGUUCCUAUGGGACGCCUUCGAGGGCGGGUUGCUGCGGACCAUUGUGAUGGGUCUCAAUGUUGGGGUCUGUCAUCAGGAAGACAAGAAGAAAAGGAAGAAAGUCCUCAUUGCGUACCUGAUGAGACAUCAAAAC